This is a messenger RNA of Chaetomium strumarium, 1130 nucleotides long. RefSeq names its product HIT-like domain-containing protein. The transcript has a single exon. The record is from RefSeq and is a predicted model, not a curated record. Gene Ontology annotation, molecular function: double-stranded RNA binding; single-strand break-containing DNA binding; mismatched DNA binding. The coding region runs from base 105 to 1034 and encodes 309 amino acids. Gene Ontology annotation, biological process: single strand break repair. Gene Ontology annotation, cellular component: nucleus. NCBI's taxonomy places the organism in Eukaryota, Fungi, Ascomycota, Sordariomycetes, Sordariales, Chaetomiaceae.
UCUCACUCACACCAUCUUUCAUCCCACACACAGAACUUUUACUCACCUUUUCCGAGUUGCAAACGAUCACUCACAAUCAGUAACAGCUUGCCGGAACUUCGAACAUGGCUGAGCUCGCCGAAGAUUUCGACGACUUUGCUCAACCAGAGUCUGCGCAAGCUGCGCAACCCACCACCGAGAACGACACGCCUGAGCCGGCAUCAAAAGAGUCACAACAUGACGCGAUUUCAUCAGCAGCAUCAUCUACCACCACCAUCAAACCAGACGCCAAGCGCAACGCAUUCACCGAAAUGAUGCGCCCAAAGCCAAAACCCUCCAUAUCUCAUCAACCGCACCAAUCCAUGGCCCACAAGGCCUCCCAGGUCAUCCGCGGCGUGUGGCGAGGUGCGCUAGUCGAGUACAUCGACCACCCGGAGCGCUUCCCGGCUCAAGUCAUCCGUGCAACGCCCUACACAGUCCUAAUCAAGGACGCCUUCCCCAAAGCCACCAUCCACCUCCUGCUCCUCCCGCGCUCGCCAGCGCACUACCUCCUGCACCCACACACGGCCUUCGCCGACCCGGCCUUCCUGGCCAUGAUGCGCGAGGAAGCGGCCGAGGCAGCCAAGCUGGCAGCCGCCGAGCUCGCGCGGCAGCUGGGCUCCUUCUCCGCAACCAGCCGCGCCCGCAGCGAGGCCAUGGACCGGGGCGUCUCCUACGACCAGCUGCCCCCCGGCAGGGAUUAUAGUAAGGACAUCCGCGUGGGCAUCCACGCGCACCCGUCCAUGGCGCAUCUGCAUGUGCAUGUCAUCUCGCGCGACAUGCGCUCCGAGCGGCUGAAGCACAAGAAGCACUACAACAGCUUCAAUACGCCCUUCUUUGUGCCGUUGGCCGAUUAUCCGCUUGCCGAGGACGAUGUGCGUAGGGAGACCGGGUACCAGAACGCGAAUCUGUCGAAGGGGCUGGUGUGUUGGAGGUGUGGGAGGGAGUUUGGGAGUCAGUUUAAGGCGUUGAAGAGUCAUUUGGAGGAGGAAUUUGAGGCGUGGAGGGCCGAGUGAUUUCAGUUUAUUACUUCAAAAGCGGGAUGGCUGCGAUACAGGAAACCGCUCAAGAAUGGUGCUGUCUUCUACGGUGGCCACCAUGCUUGGGGAGGA